Molecule: messenger RNA, 4909 nt
Organism: Scylla paramamosain (green mud crab)
Lineage: Eukaryota; Metazoa; Arthropoda; Malacostraca; Decapoda; Portunidae
Product: epidermal growth factor receptor substrate 15 homolog
Exons: 9
Coding region: 963-3386 (807 amino acids)
Source: RefSeq, a predicted model, not a curated record
GAUAUUGUCAAACAGUCAAAGCACUGGGUGUGUGAUAUUGUGUUCUUAUAAGGAUUAAAUGUCAGACUCAACUGUGCUUUGCGAAAAAUGGUGUUCUGAUGCAUAUACAGUAUCUUCGUUCCUCAUGGUUCCCUCAGCGACGAGGAAAAGUUGCCGAAUUUUAUGUUAUUUCUCAGUUAUUGGGCUGACUUUUGCAUUUUUCUUCCAGCUAUAACUAAAAAAAGAGAUGAUCUAUCCAUAUAUGCCUUCAAAAUUAUCAUACAUCAUAUAAUAGUAAAGAAAUCCGUGAUUGUAUGGCGAUGUUUAGAGCGAUCGCGAGUGGCUUGAUCGGAGGUGAAGGGCAGACUUAUUUUGACUUGUAAUUUAAUUAAUAGGAAGCGUUUCUCACUGAACAUAUACAUGUGGAGACGCGCGAGUUAUUCUUCUAUGUACAAUAUUAAAAGAAACUUGAAAAUCCACCUAGUUAUUUAAGAAAAUAUAAAGUGCACGCACCUAUGUGGAGGACAGCGGAAUCGCCGUCCAUUACAUUCGCACAUGCCCACAAGUCACAUGCGACAAGGGGAAGGGAACGUCUAGCUAAAAGGGGAAGCGUUAGGGGUCUGGAAAUUAAUUUUUGUAACGGUGCUCUCUUUCUCUCUGACAGGCCAUUCAAACAAUAUAGACGGUUCCAUUAUAUUCUUACUACACAUGUAUUGUCUCCAAGCUAUUUCUGUUGUGUUGUUCCACCGGUGUGCUACAGAGGCCGCCACCGCAGCGCCCACAAUCCUGAGGACAAAAUCACAACAAACAAGUAGCCAGAGACCCACUGCGGUCCCUUAAUAUUGAAAUAACGUAACGGUGGCACCUCCAUGGCGGCCGUCUGCGAGAGGACACGGCCAGGCAGAGAAGGAAAGGCGAUGGAGGACAGAGGUCUGCCCUAGAGAAUCCCUGCCAAUGCCACACCCUCAGUGCCCAGGACAAGAAUGGAAGAAUUUCCCAAGCUCCACCUGACCUCUCCGCCCUCCAGCCUUUCGGAUGGCUUGUUGGCUCCCCGGGUGUCAACCCCACCCAUCCCUCGCCCUCGCAAGACUUCUUCCUUGUCCUUGGUCUCUACCCCCAAGCACCCAGCCUCUGCGCGUCACCCUCCACUCACACCCCACACCAAUGGUCUUGAGUACCAUCACAACAAGAACAAUUGUGGUCACCAUGGUAUGCAGCGUGCUCCCUCUUUGGAUUCAGCUACUCACAGAGAUAUUCCCCUUUCUCCCAUAAUGCAGCUACAGUGUUCCCACAGUGACAGUGAGACAGAGGAAGAGAGCAACUCCCGUUUGCUGCAUCGCAGUGCUCGCCCCAGUCCUGGUCCUCACCCUAGUAGGCAUCAUAGGCGGCUGCCUCAGCAGCAGCAGCAGCAGCACCAACAACAACAGCAUUGUAAUCAUCAGCAUCAACAACAGCAACAACAACAUUCACAUAGCUUGCCUGCUACUCCUAGAGUGAAUGGCAGUUCACAUCAUUCAGGUCUUAAUGGCAACCUCUUCCCUCUGGGCACAUCCCCCUCGUACAGUGCCAUCCCUUGCAUCUUGGCAGCACAGGCAACUGACCAGGGCAGCCAUGUCAUGUCCCCAAGCACUAGCCAUUACAUUACUUGUAGCACUGGGGAAAGCCAACUUGACAACUCUGCUUUCAUGGGCUCUCAAGAUUCUAAAUUGUCUGGUGUGAUAGAUUACAGCAGCCUUCCUCUCCCAGAGGGAAACCAGGAGCCAAUUAAGAGGAAUAGAGACAUUAGCCGACAUAUGAGUGAGCCAUGUAUCACUGAAGCCCAGAGAUGCUCUGGAGGACUGUUCAGCUCCCCAAGAAGAAGAGGGACAAGGCAUAGAUCUAAGGGAGGCUGCCUUGUGGGACCCAAGGAAAGUGGAUUUAUGGACAAUAUUAAGGAAAGUGGACAGAGUGAAGGGGAAACAGAGGAGAGCAGUGCAUUAGAGGUACAGUGGAGGUUUAUUCAGACUUUGGUGUCAGAAUUAAAUAUGACUAAAGCCAGUAAUCGAAAGCUGAUGGCAGAUCUGCACCAGGCCAAGAUGGAAAUACAAGUCUUGAAGGCUUCCUUGGACUCUUACAUCGAGGGAGGUCUGCAGCCUGGGACAAUUACUGAGAUGGUUGGGCAGAUCCAUGCAGCUCAGAAAGUGCGUGAUGAGGCAAUGAUGUCCCGAAUAAAGCUGGCCAAUGAGGAGCGCGACGCAGCUCUCACCCACAGCCGGGCCCUCAUGGAAAAGCUUAGUCUGUCACCCCAGGGCACAUCUACUGCCUCCUGUAGUGCUGUGGAGGCAUCAGAGCUUGAACACCCAUCUGGGGGCAAUAGCAGCUGUACAAGUUCUCCAAGACGUAGUGACAGACGCCAUCAAAAGUCUGGUGAUCUGAUGCCUUCCUUAAUGACCUCAGGGAGCCCUUACACAUCCUCACCCCCUGCUUUCACACAAGGGCUGGAACAGAGGUCCCUGGGAGAGCGAGAGGCAGCCACAGUGGCACAGCUGGCAUUAUUAGAGGAAGAACUACGCACCCUUCGACUUGCUACAACCUCUCACCACCACCACCAGCAUGAGGGAGGUGAAGGAGGGACGCCAGCCAUGCAGGGUAUUAGCAGUGUAUCAAAUGAGUACGUGGAGGGGCUCUGCUCACAGCUGCGAGAGAGUGAAGCCUCCAGAUGGCAGCUUCAUGACCAGUGUGCACGUCUCGAGCGGCUUGUCAGCGUCCUGCGGAAAAAGGUAAAUGGACUGAAUGUGGUGGAGUCGAGCAUGGUGCAAGAGGGGACCAAGUUGACACUUGUGGACCUUUCUCUCCGUGCACCGGCUGCUGAAGGGAUCUCCAGUUCAAGUCACCUCAAUACCCAACCCUCCACAUCCUCUGAGGGGGAAGCCAAGGACAGCCUCUCCUCUUUGGAAUCUGUGGAAACUGCUUCUGCUUCAUCAUGGAAGAGAGGGGAGGUUCCUAGCACCACCUCAGGUCAUUCCACAACAAACAUGCAUUCCAGUUAUGUGCUGCUCCAUUCCUCUGGCUUCAACCCUUCCCAUGGCAGUCAUGCAAACUUCAUAUACUCGUCAAUGGCACAGGCCAACCCUAACCAGUCCCCAGCUGCCAACUCAACAUGCUCUAGUACACCUCCCUCAUUGGGUCCUACUACCUCCUCUCCCUCUUCUGUCUCUCCUAAACAUAAUCAUCAACUCAAUCAUCACCAUUAUCACCAGCAGCAGCAUCAACAACAACAACAACAACAACAACAACAACAACAACAGCAACAACAACAACAGCAGCAGCAGCAGCACCAGCAUCACCACCAGCAAGGAGCAAGCCUUAGGAAUGACCCAAAACACCUCACAGGUGUCACUAUUGUGGGACCCAUAACAGAACUUUGAUUAAUAGUGCUAUAAUUAGUAAUAAGUUGAAAAUAUCAUAUUUCUGAUUUUAGAUUAUCACAAAUGUAUUUUGUUAUUACUAUUAUUAUUAUUAUUAAUAUUAUUAUUAUUAUUAUUAUUAUUAUUAUUAUUAUUAUUAUUAUUGGUUAUUUUUAUACCAUUUCUAUUACUAUUAUUUCUACUACUUCUUUUGCCACUUCUAUUACUACCAACACUAUCACUAUUUUUAUUAUUACUGUAGCUACAAUUACAACCAUUAACACUAUUGCCACUGGUAAACUACUAUUGUACUAUUACUACUACUACUACUACUACUUUUGUUUUAAUUUGUAUUGCCAUUUAGUUUUUGAUAUAAUGGCAGUAUGGUUUUCCUCUUGAAGUUAUGGUAUCAUUUUGAGGUAGGGAAGAUCACCACCAACCCUUGUUAGUUUCUGUUUAUGCUGCUGUCAGUCUAACAUGUUUCCGUCCUCCUGCAGUAGAACCUUGACCCCGUAGCAGCAGCUGGGGCAGAUCACAUGGGCAUGAGAGACUUAAAUGAAGGGCAUUCUCUACAUUUGAAGAGGUGAAAAAAAUUGGAAUCAAAAGUAGAUCUAGGGUGAUGAAAUGUAUCACACUUGAAGUUAAAUCUAUGCUAAUGUAAUCUAAUUCUAAUUACUUCCUUAUUGAUAUUCAUUUUUCACUUGUAAGCUUUUACUGUUUAGUUUUGUUAUACUUAUUCCACAGUUUUAAUUUGUAAGGAUGUCAUAAGCUUAGAGGUGAACAGGCCAUGUAUGCCACAACCCAGAAAAUAGUGGGUACUUGCCCCAUGUCCCUGAGUGUGGCAGACAUCUAAGGUUCCGCCACAUACUUACGGGUAGUCAUUGUUCUACUCUACUUACAUUUGUGAUAAACUUGCCUUGUAAUUCUUCUGAGUUUCCUAGUGUGGUGCUUUGUGUCCUUCAUGCUGAGGACCAGAUCCCUUUCCCCCACCUCUAAUGUCAGCAGUUUUGUGGUUUGGCUGGGUGUGCAUAGCUAACUCACUUGGAUAUCAAAAUAGCACUGGAUGUGAUUUACAUUUGAGACUGAGUUUUCUCUUCUUUUCCAAUAGUAAAUUUUCAUUACUGUUGAACUAGCUUUAUAGAUCUGAUUUUUCCAUAGUGAUUAUACACUUAUUCUGACCAAAGAGAUCUAGAUUGUCUACUUGUUUCAAGUUAAAAUAAGUAGCUAUAUUAGAAUCUAUCAACUCAAAGCCAAAAAAUAUUAAUCUGCCUCAUUUUUCAAAAGAAGGUAUUAACAAAUCCUCCACUCCUUUAUUUUAUCUAUUAUUUUUAUUAAAGUUUGGCUAUUUUUUUUUUUUUUUUUUUUAGUCAUACCAUACCACUAGGGUAUGGAGCAAAACUGUGAAAUAUCAAAUUUGAAAAUCAGCAGUUCUUUAGCAACAUAGAAUUACUCAUUACCAGGAAUGGGAACUUUCAUUUUUUUUUCUUUUUAAGCUUCCUAUUUUACACUUCCCCCUGUGUCACCCAUACUUUCUAUAUAUAUAU